UGUGUGUGUGUGUGUGUGUUUGUGUGUUGCUUUUUGCCUUCAUCAUGUUUUCUGUGUAUUUUCGUCAACGUCGGCGUGUGUGUCUUGUGUAAAUUGCACGGUUUCAUCCCUAUAUCUGGCAGCCUAACCCUUAUUCUUACUGUUACUCGUACUAGCCUCCCUCCGUAGUUUAAAUAAGUAAACUAUGCUGAUGUACAGUAUUUUGCUGCCAUGUCAGUAACUGCAUAGCUGAGUGCCUCUGCACGACAUACCCGCUUUCUUUCUCGACCAGAAACAAAAAUUAAAUAUUUUAAAUAAGUUUAAAUAAUACAUAUUUAAGACUCAAACUCACGUAAUUCCAUGUUGCUGUUGAAUUUUUGUUUUUAAUUCUGACGCAUAAUUAUUGAUAUUGCGACAGCGGCCUGAGGGGAAAUAAAUUUAAGGUGAGUGUGACCAACUUUAAUCGAAAUGUCAUUUUAUAGUGUAUGCGUCAUUUGCUUUUUUUUUCCCCAAGUGUGUAUCCACAAACAGUAAUCAUUAAUCGCUUUCCAGUCAUAUUUUAAUUUUCAACUUCCCGCGGAGCAACUUGUUUACCUCUUACAUAGUUAAACGUGACGUCAUGACACACCCCUAUUUCAGAGGGGGCGUUGUCUCGAAGUUUCGAACAGGCAAUCGGUUUGACCAAAGAGAGCGCCACUGUCAGACAGCUAGACCAAUGACAACGGAGGACACUCUGACAGCCCCGCUGUCAUUGGUUGUUGCACCACGUCGCAACGCGAAAUCUGUGUAUAAGCCAAUGUCUGGGGCGGGGUGAGGCAGAAGCGAUGUUUGACAAUUUAGGGGGUUGGUCGGGAAAAAGAAUAAAUAAAUAAAAAAAAAAAAAAAAAAGGAUUUCAUCAGGACUAGUCGCCCAGCGCAGCGGAUCGGGCCCGUGCAGCGCUCAAGAGCUGAGCUGAGCUGAGCGGUGCGGUUGUCCGGUCUCCUCUCUGUCUUCUCUCCUGUCCUGUCCGAACGGUGAUGGUUUAUCAGUGAUGGAGACCACAGCAGUGAGCACCUCAGCAGCAGGGCCGGAUGAGUUUGACCGCAAUGUGCCACGUAUCUGCGGGGUCUGUGGCGACAAGGCCACUGGCUUCCACUUCAAUGCCAUGACCUGUGAGGGCUGCAAGGGCUUCUUCAGGCGCAGCAUGAAGCGCAAGGCCAGCUUCACGUGCCCCUUCAACGGCAGCUGCACUAUCACCAAGGACAACCGACGGCACUGUCAGGCCUGCCGGCUCAAGCGCUGCGUAGACAUCGGCAUGAUGAAGGAGUUCAUUUUGACAGAUGAGGAGGUACAGAGGAAGAAGGAGCUGAUCAUGAAACGUAAAGAGGAAGAGGCGUUGAGGGAGGCACAGCGGCCCAGGCUAAGUGAAGAGCAGAGCCAGGUCAUUGCCACCCUCGUGGAAGCUCAUCAUAAGACCUACGAUGACUCCUACUCUGACUUCACCCGAUUCCGGCCCCCGGUGCGAGAUGGACCGGUAACACGCAGUGCCAGCCGUGCUGCCUCUCUCCACUCACUGUCAGAUGCCUCUUCCGACUCCUUCAGCCACUCGCCAGAGUCUGUUGACACAAAGCUAAAUUUCAGCAGCCUCCUGAUGAUGUAUCAAGACAGCAGUGGUAGCCCCGAGUCCAGCGAGGAUAGUAGUUCACGCCUUUCCAUGCUGCCACAUCUAGCUGACUUAGUCAGCUACAGCAUCCAGAAGGUUAUUGGCUUUGCCAAGAUGAUACCAGGGUUUAGAGAUCUGACCGCAGAGGACCAGAUUGCGCUGCUCAAGUCCAGUGCCAUUGAAGUCAUCAUGUUACGCUCCAACCAGUCUUUCAGCCUGGAGGACAUGUCCUGGAGUUGUGGGGCUCCCGACUUCAAAUACUGCAUCAAUGAUGUUACCAAAGCUGGACACACCCUUGAGCUGUUGGAGCCACUGGUCAAGUUCCAGGUGGGACUAAAGAAGCUGAACCUCCAUGAGGAGGAACAUGUGCUACUAAUGGCUAUCUGCCUCCUGUCUCCUGACCGACCGGGAGUGCAAGACCAUGCCCGCGUGGAGUCCUUGCAGGACCGCAUGUCGGAGGUGUUGCAAGCCUAUAUCAGGGUGCACCACCCAGGUGGCCGGCUGCUCUACGCCAAGAUGAUCCAAAAGCUAGCAGAUCUGCGCAGCCUGAAUGAGGAGCACUCCAAGCAGUACCGCUCGCUGUCCUUCCAGCCUGAGCACAGCAUGCAGCUCACGCCACUGGUGCUGGAGGUGUUUGGCAGCGAGGUCUCCUAGCACCCUGUGGUUAGAAAGGGUUGGAGGCCUGACGGAGUGGUGUUGUAGUGGUGUGGUCCUACCCCUGGCCUCAGAGGUCUCAACAGAGGGGGUAAGGAUAGGGACAGAUGUUUGGGACCAGGUAGAUCGAGAGGUCAGGCUAGGGUUUUAGAAGCUUCAGAAUUAUUAAAUACAAAGAAAAGGGAAUGCUGAAAGUUUAUAUAGAUAUUUUAUUUGUAUAUAUUUAGUAUAUAUACACGCAUAUGACAUACCACACUGCUACUUAUAUUUAAGAAAGGGUUUUAGAUAAAGAAGUAGUUGGUCCCCUCUCAAUAGUGGGGUUUUUCAGCGUACCCUACCCUGUCCGUUUGUGUUUGCGUGCUUCACAAGAGAUGCAUUUAUGAGCAGGACCCAGAGCGAGCUGGCAUAAAUGCACGUGCGGCUGGCUAUAAAUAGGGUUCUGAGUGGCCUUCUAUUUUUGAUGUUUGUAUAUGAGGAUAUUUAAUGAACACUGGCCAGCAUUGCAUGGGCUGACAGAGGAGCUGGUCUGUCCCAGCCGUGUGGUGGCUGUUUGUGUCGGAAGAGAUCCAGCCCGCGGGUGUGACUGGUGCAGUUGCUCUGGUGUUUUUCAGAAGGCGCCGUCUUCAUGCCAGGCUGUGACUUACAACCAAGGAGUUCUGAUGUGGUCAGGACUGACUUUUGGGGGGGCAGUGUGAACAGGGUGGCAGCACGGUGUUUCUCACAGUACACACAAGUGCAUGGCAGCAAAGCAACUGACUGAGCUGGAGCAUGGGCUUGACAUGGACAGGAAUGCAGCUGCUAUAAUGCACUUAUGUUUCAGUAUAAAUGAGCAAUUUAUCACAGGCAAAUUGUAUCAGUCCAUUAUGUAAGCUUAAAUAAUUCAGACCGAUAAUAAUGCUUUGAGCACCCAAAGCAGUGCUGUUCUGCUUUGCCAGUGUACCUUCUUAUUUCCCGUAAAAUAUUCAGUGUUUUCUGUCAGUGCAACAGUGUUUUGAAGGCCAGCUUUGCUCUGAUGCGUUGAACAUUUUUCUAAAUCUUGUCCUAGUGAGACUCCAGUGUUAAUCAAUUUCGGAGCCGGAGGACUUGUUUUGAAACGAGCCUUUCUGCCUCGUGUUGGUUAGUCCUGCCCUCUUGUGCUUACUUUGUGUAAAUACCACUUUUUUUGUAUAUAUCCAUGGCAAAGUAGCUAUUACUGAAGUAAUUAAAUGUUAAUAUGCUCUGAAAAUAUAUGCAAAUAUAUGAACAAUUAUAUUUUUAGUUUCUCUUUUUGCUAUAACAUUUCUUAUUCGAGUAUUUCAGGCUAUGCCUUUUGGUGUGAAUGCAUAGUUUUGAAUGGUUUAUUCUUGAGGUUCUGUAACUGACGAGAGCAGUGGGGUGCAUAGAAAUGUUUUAAAUGUGUGUUUAUACUGGAAAACAGGAGAGGAAUUUACACUAAACUUGUUGCUGCUGUGUACUGAAAGCCAUAAACACGUACGUAUGGAAGAUUAAAGAAUCACGCUGUACUUUCUUGGUAGUAUUGUCUCAGAGACAAAAUGAAAAGUCACCAGAUUAGUUGAUUGUCCUUGUCACAGCAGUGUGUGUUAAUGUAAUGAAGACUGCGGUGGUCCUAGGUCCUACAGGACAGCCUACCGCAGUUGUGCUACUGGCCAGUCCCAUAAAUCCCUUUCUCAUUAAAUGAGUUUUUCCAUCCCGGUGGCCCUGAUCUUUGUGUGUCGGUGUGGGUGUCGUACUGAUGAAGCUCACCAGGGAAUGCUGUGGGAAAAAAAACUGAAAUACUACGUUUGUAACCAGUGAGGCUUCCCGCAGAGGACUGGUACAGUGAACAUCAAGGUGGUGCUGCUGGUUGCAGUCAUUUCACAGGGUGGAAGAUCAAAGUCUCUGUGUGCGCAUAUGUGCAGAUUUACAUGGAAACUGCAUGUGGUAACCCCACCCCCCACCCGUGUGUGUGCGCAUAUGUACAGUGUGGCACCAAAAAGCUCUUGAGAACGCAGAGUAACAGCCAGUACAUGAUUAGCAAAAUGGAAAACCAGCAGUGGCUCUUCCUGCUCUUUCCACAACUGGUAUCCUGAGCUCUUUUUGUAGCUCUCCAAGUGCCAAAGUGGAGCUCUGAUCUUGGUUGUGGCCAACAGUUACUGGUCAAGUGUGUUCAUUUACCUAUCUAGGGCUGUAAUCCAAAGUGGCUCACAGAAAUACAUCUUUAAAGUUAUUACAGAUGUUUUUUUCUUUUUCAUGAAUAUAACAUAGCUCAAUAUGUUUGCUAGUACAGUUCUGGUUAAACUGGCUUGAAUUUGGAUUUGAACCACCAGCCUUUUUGGGCACAAGUACAGCCUUUUGCUGCUCAGUCAUGCUGCUUAAAAGAGCAUGACGAGUAUCUGAGCUGCCCUGUGGUUUUUCCGUGUGGUUGUCUUCAAACUUACGAAGCAACUGGUCACCACCUCACUUGUACAGGAACUAAGCAGCUAGUUUAAAAAAAAAAAAA
Molecule: messenger RNA, 4755 nt
Organism: Scleropages formosus (Asian bonytongue)
Lineage: Eukaryota; Metazoa; Chordata; Actinopteri; Osteoglossiformes; Osteoglossidae
Product: vitamin D3 receptor A
Exons: 10
Coding region: 1011-2276 (421 amino acids)
Biological process (GO): negative regulation of transcription by RNA polymerase II; cell differentiation; positive regulation of transcription by RNA polymerase II
Cellular component (GO): nucleus
Molecular function (GO): vitamin D response element binding; nuclear receptor activity; zinc ion binding
Source: RefSeq, a predicted model, not a curated record